GGGGGUGGGGGUGUCGGGAAGCGGCGAGGUACCGGCGGUGCCCCGGGAGACGGAGGUCAGAGCGCGGCGGAUCGCGGAAAGGCCCCGGUGUGGGGGGAGCCGCUCCGCCCGCACCCACCCGCCUCCCCGGCGCCUGCACCGGGAGCGCUGGCGCAGGCUGGGCCGAUCUGGCUUAGGGACGGCACCCAGCGCUCGUGUGUCCAGCAGGAGCUGGGGGGGCUUUGGGGCAUCGCUUCUAGGGGGGAGGGCCCCCCUUUCCCACCCCCGGGGCUUGCUGCUGGUGCCCGCUGUUGCCGCAUCUUCCCCUGGCCGGUGUCAGCCGCUCAGCCCCUUGCGUAAGGCGCCUUUCGGCCGGUGGAGAUUAAACCCGAGGUUAACUGGGAGGAUUUUGCAGUGCUGUGCGCUAUGGCAGGUUUGGGAAGGGGGACUUCUCCUGACUUUGCGUCAGGGUGAGCUGGAAGUAACCGGCAAAAACGUGUGUGGGAAACAACAGUGUUAUUUUAACCUUUAGAACUGCUGCCCGGGUGUUGGCAGUGUUUGUGUACCCAUCAGGCUGAGCAUUGAAACCGAUGACAGCGUGAUUUAUUUCCUUGUGCUUGCUUUAUGUCUCCUGCCUCCAUUUUCUGAGUUUUUUUUUUUUUUUCCUGCUUGAUGUCCUUGGAGGUUGCUGCUUGCAAAGCUGGUUCCUGCAAAGCCUGAUGAAGGGACUGAUAGCGGACUGCUUCAGGGUGCAUGGCACACCAGUCUGACCUGAGACGUCCUGACGUGAGCCUGGGCAUCAGAGAAGGGAGAACGUGGGUCAUGAAUGGGAGAUAAAAGCUGCUGGAAAAGCCACUGUGGCAGCUACUUCAGGUGGUGGUACAAGAAGACCCGCAUAGAGAAGAAAUCUGCCUUCAUUGACCUCUUGUGUGCCGUUCCUCUGCAGCAGAUCUAUGGGUGCCCACUGGGCGGGAUCGGGGGAGGCACCAUCACCCGAGGCUGGCGGGGAGAGUUCUGCCGCUGGCAGCUGAACCCUGGCAUUUAUCACUACGAAACAGUCAUCGCCGACCAGUUCACAGUGUGCCUGCGUUGCAAAGGGCAGACAGUUUACCAGCAGGUCCUGUCUGUGGAGAGACCCAGUACUCUGCAGGGCUGGAACUGGGGCUACUGUGGCCACUAUGCCUUCUACCAUGCCCUAUAUCCCCGUGCCUGGAUGGUCUAUGAGCUGCCGGGGCAAAACGUGGUGCUCACUUGCCGUCAGGUCUCUCCUGUCAUCCCCCAUGACUAUGAGGACUCCAGCCUGCCAGUGGGAGUAUUCAUCUGGGAGGUGGAGAAUGAGAGGGAUGAGGACGUGGAUGUCUCCAUCAUGUUCAGCCUGCAGAAUGGCACAGGAACAAAGGAGGACAGGAGUGGGGGGCACUGGAAUGAGCCCUUCACCUUUGAGAAGGAGGGUGAGCGGGUUGCUGGAGUCCUGCUGCACCACUGCACACGUGUGAACCCCUUCACCCUCGCCAUCUCUGCCCGGGAGAAGGCUGGCACAGGAGUCACCCACCUCACGGCAUUCAAUCCCAUGGGAUUGGGUAGAGAGGUGUGGCAGGACCUUCUGCAGGACGGCAAGCUGGAUUCCCCCGCCGGUAAAAGCAGCCUGACGGAGAAGGGGGAGGUGACGGCAGCAGCAGUGUGUGCCAGCUGCAGGGUGCCCGCCCGGGGGCACAGGACGCUGGAGCUGGCCCUGGCUUGGGACAUGCCCUGUGUUCACUUUGGCUCCAAGGAGAAGCUGCACCUCCGGCGGUACACCCGUUUUUUUGGCAGCGGAGGCGAUGCUGGUCCUGCCCUGUCGCAUCAUGCCCUGACGCACUAUGAGGAGUGGGAGAGGAAGAUUGAAGCGUGGCAGAAGCCCAUCCUGGAGAACAGCCAGCUGCCUUCAUGGUACAAGUCAGCCCUCUUCAAUGAGCUGUACUUCAUGACGGAUGGGGGAACCAUCUGGGUGGAGCUGCCCCCGGACUGCCGUGCUGAGGACCUGCGGGGGCCGGCGGGGGCUGGCCUCUCCCACCUCCUCCCUGUCCUGCGGGAGUACGGAAGGUUUGCUUAUUUGGAAGGCCAGGAGUACCGGAUGUACAACACCUACGAUGUCCACUUCUACGCCUCCUUUGCUCUCGUCAUGCUGUGGCCCAAGCUGCAGAUCAGCCUGCAGUAUGACAUUGCUGUCACAGUGGUGAAUGAGGACGUCCAGCCCCGGCAGUACCUGAUGUGUGGUCAGACAGCCCAGGUGAAGCUGAAGAACGUGGUGCCACACGACAUUGGGGACCCAGGUGACGAGCCGUGGCAGCGUGUCAAUGCCUACCUGAUGCACGACACUGCCGACUGGAAGGACCUCAACCUGAAAUUUGUGCUGCAGGUGUACCGUGACUACUACCUGACACAUGACUCCCUGUACUUGCGGGACAUGUGGCCAGUCUGCCAGGCUGUGAUGGAGUCAGAGCUGAAGUUUGACACGGAUAACGACGGGCUUAUCGAAAACGGUGGCUUUGCUGACCAGACGUAUGAUGCGUGGGUGGUAAAUGGAGCCAGUGCCUACUGCGGUGGGCUGUGGCUGGCAGCUGUCUGCAUGAUGUGCAAGAUGGCAGAGGUGCUCGGGGACGCAGAGACUCAGCAGAAAUACACGGACAUCCUGAGCAAGGGCAAGGAGGCAUUUGAGAGGAUGCUCUGGAACGGAAAAUACUACAACUACGACAGCAGUGGGACUGAAACCUCCAGCAGCAUCAUGUCAGACCAGUGUGCCGGGCAGUGGUUUCUUGGGGCUUGUGGCCUGGAUCAAGGGGAGUUUGAGGUCUUCCGCAAGAGUCACGUUGUCAGUGCGCUCAAGACCAUCUUUGAGAAAAACGUCAUGGGCUUUGCUGGCGGCACCAUGGGAGCGGUGAACGGCAUGAGACCUGACGGGGUGCCCGACACCUCCAGUGUGCAGUCCAACGAGGUGUGGAUUGGGGUGGUCUACGCCUUGGCUGCCACCAUGAUCCAGGAGGGGCUGGUGGAGGAAGGCUUCCGUACGGCGGAGGGCUGCUACCGGACGGUUUGGGAGCAGCUGGGCAUGGCUUUCCAGACACCGGAGGCCUAUCGGGAGAAGAAGGUCUAUCGCUCGCUGGCUUACAUGCGGCCCCUUAGCAUCUGGAGCAUGCAGCUGGCCCUGGAGCGAGGAGCUGGCCGGGCACCAGCACCACCUCCCCAGGUCCCCAUCCACCCUUGAGCCUGGUGGCACUGAGCAGGGCAGUGGGUGCGCUGGGGGCUGGGGGACCUCAGCUGGUGGGCAGGGACCCUUCCCUACCCCUCUUUGAUAAUAUUCACAUUGCUGUUUUCCUUCCCUACCUCCACUACAUGCCUUCCACCUCAGGGGGCUUCCAGCCACCGACACUGAGCAUGAGGGGGGACGAGAGGUGCAGGUGAUGUCUCCUCAGAGAGGAGAGGGGUGGGAUAAGGAGGUGCUGCUGGAGCCUGUGCCUCCCCUUCUCCAUCACUCAGGGCUUUGACAGCCUGCAGGACCCCCAGCCAUCGUCCACCGGAGCUGGUACCUUACCCAGGAGCACAGGAGACCUCUCUCCUUCAGUCAGUGGUCUGGGUAAGGUGGGAGCUGGUCUGCAGGGCAAAAAAAAAAAAAAAAAAAAAAAAAACAAAAAACCCACAACUGUGCGAGUGUGUGUGUGAGGACAUUGGACUGGUGCACGCAGGCACGUGGAUGCUGUAGUUGUCCCUCCGUUGUGUGACACUGCAAACAGAGACUGACUCUACCCCAAAGCACCAGCCCCAGGAGAGCCUGUGGCAGAUACAAUCCCCAGGGGAGUCUUGGCUUCCUGGAUGGUGACAAUCGGAGCCCAAGCAGCAGGUCCUGGUCUGGUACCAUGGCACCCCUCCCUGCUGGCGCCGGGGGCGGGCAGUGGAGCAUGGUUUAGAGGAUGAAUCAUUUUAAGAUCUUAAUAAAUUUGUCCAGCUGUCUAUC
This is a messenger RNA of Tyto alba (common barn owl), 3970 nucleotides long. RefSeq names its product glucosylceramidase beta 2 (gene GBA2). NCBI's taxonomy places the organism in Eukaryota, Metazoa, Chordata, Aves, Strigiformes, Tytonidae. The coding region runs from base 806 to 3223 and encodes 805 amino acids. Gene Ontology annotation, cellular component: membrane. Gene Ontology annotation, molecular function: glucosylceramidase activity; beta-glucosidase activity. Gene Ontology annotation, biological process: carbohydrate metabolic process; glucosylceramide catabolic process; central nervous system development. The transcript is spliced from 17 exons. The record is from RefSeq and is a predicted model, not a curated record.